Otolemur garnettii (small-eared galago) is the source of this 804-nucleotide messenger RNA. It is a transcript of the gene NCR3LG1, whose product is annotated as natural killer cell cytotoxicity receptor 3 ligand 1. Bases 1 to 804 code for a protein of 267 amino acids. NCBI's taxonomy places the organism in Eukaryota, Metazoa, Chordata, Mammalia, Primates, Galagidae. Gene Ontology annotation, biological process: cell surface receptor signaling pathway; positive regulation of T cell proliferation; cellular response to lipopolysaccharide. The transcript is spliced from 5 exons. Gene Ontology annotation, cellular component: external side of plasma membrane. The record is from RefSeq and is a predicted model, not a curated record.
AUGGCCCGGAGCUUCGCAGCCUUCGGGCUCUGGCUGCUGCUCUGGGUCCUGUGGCACUCGCCGAGAACCGCAGGUUUUCUGAAAGUGGAGGUGGCAGGGAGUCACCAGGCUGUGUUUCUGCAUGAAAAUGCGACCAUCUUAUGCAAGUUUUCUGGUUCUCCACACUUGGACAUCAAUAUUACGGGUAUUACUUGGUUUUGGAAGAGUGAUAUACGUGGAAAAGAGGUCAAGCUGUUUGAACUUUAUGGAGAUCACCAAAAGACACUCCGAUCUGGAGCCAUCGUGUAUCCAUGGGGGCUGGAGAAGGGGGAUGCCUCACUGCAGCUGCUUGGAGUCCAGCUGGGGGAUGCAGGAGAGUACCGAUGUCAGGUGGUGGUCACUCCUGAGGAGGCACAGGGAAGUGUCCGGAUCAACGUUGUGGCUCGCCCAGUCGGCAGACUAUUUCUGGAGCAACCCACAGAGAAAAAGAAUGGCAGCAAACGUUUUGUGUGUAAGUCAAGUGGGUUCUACCCUGAAGCUAUUAACAUAACAUGGGAAAAGUUGACCCCGAAGGCUCCUCAUUACAUAAAGAUUUCUGAAGAUGUUGUCACUAGUCCUGCCAUCAAGAAUGAGGAUGGUACAUUUAAUGUCACUAGCUACUUGAACCUGCAGUCCUCCGUGGAAGACAAUGGGACUGUCUAUCAGUGUGUGAUAUGGCAUACAUCCUUGCCCACCCUCUUGAGGGUCAACAUCACACAGAUUGUGACAGGCUCUGAGAAGACAAAUGCCUUAUGGAUUUUACUCGCCUUUUGGAGUCUGGAGUAG